Symbiodinium necroappetens is the source of this 1266-nucleotide messenger RNA. The record is from the annotation of a GenBank genome assembly. NCBI's taxonomy places the organism in Eukaryota, Dinophyceae, Suessiales, Symbiodiniaceae.
GUACAUUCGCUUCUGCUGAAGAGGACCGGGAAGGACGAGAAGCAAAUACUGCUUCUGGGUCAGACGGUGUGCGUGGCCGCGUUUCGCAAGAUUGUAGGCCUCGGCUCCACUCGAUUCAGGAAAUUGCAAGGAGCAGCACGCUUGGACGAGGCUCCGCCUAUGGAUGGCCGGUUUAUUUCCAGGAAGGGGCUCUUCUACAGCAAGAGCUCUGAGAAACGUCAGCUCGUGAUUGAGUUUUUGCAAGAGCUUCACGACACAUUGGCUGAACCGAUGCCCACCGCGCCCAGACAAGUAGGUGGAGAGAGCGUCAAGCUCCCCAAUCUGCGACCUCUUCGUUCCAAGCGACCGCGUGCUUUCCUAAAGCGUGCUCGGGGCUUCUGGAGCAGCAAUGGGCUGGUUGGUUCCCAAGCUGACGCUGGUGGUCUGGUUGGUGCCACCCGUUGCCUGCCCCCCGGCAGUUUCAAGGAGUAUUGGGCAAUGUUGAAUCAAAAGCUACGGUCCUCCCCAGAUGGUCAAAGCGUGAGCUACCAGUUGUUUCUGAAAGUGUGGGCAGAUGACUUUCCCAAGAUGGGUCUGCGUGAACGAUCACAGCACGCGAAGUGCGCUACUUGCAUCAAGUACCGCCUCCUCAUCAAAAAGUUGAAACAGGACAGGCGUGCUCAGGUGCGGCAACAAGACGAAUACGCUCGUCACCUUUCGAGACAGUAUCGCGACAGAUGCGUGUAUUGGGCGUCCCGCUCCUUGUCCCGGCAGAUGUUCGGGCCGGACGGACGUUGCACACUUGUUAUAAUAGUGGAUUUCAUGGACAGGGCCAAGUUUAAGUUCCCUCGCAGCCCUUGCAUGAGUUCCAAAGAACUCACCAGUUUCAACCGUCCAAACGUCGAUUUGACAGCCUGCAUUUGCCACGGUCACAGUGUGCUGUUGUGCCUUGCAGAAGGCACCGUCCUCAAGGACUCGAGCUGGACAUGCGAGAUCAUAUGUUACGCGCUCGACACCAUCGCGGCCCGAGGCAUCUCGGAUUUGAGAAUGACACAUGUCAUUCUCCAGGCGGACAACGCCACGAAGGAGCUGAAAAAUAUGACGAUGCUGCGGUGGGGCAGCAUCUUGCUUUCGAGACAUCGCCUGCUUUCCCUUGAAUGCCGAUACUUACAGAGCGGACACUCUCACGAAGACAUAGAUUCCACUCUCUUCGCCACCAUCCACACAGCGCUCGAGGCUUCUGCGGAGUUGCAGGAGGUGGAAGACAUUUCACGGGUGCUGGAGAAU